Strongyloides ratti is the source of this 417-nucleotide messenger RNA. RefSeq names its product Acyl carrier protein, mitochondrial. Lineage: Eukaryota; Metazoa; Nematoda; Chromadorea; Rhabditida; Strongyloididae. The record is from RefSeq and is a predicted model, not a curated record. Bases 1 to 417 code for a protein of 138 amino acids. Gene Ontology annotation, cellular component: mitochondrion. Gene Ontology annotation, molecular function: acyl carrier activity; acyl binding. The transcript has 2 exons. Gene Ontology annotation, biological process: fatty acid biosynthetic process.
AUGUUUGGACGCGUCUUCUUUAGUCGUAGUCUUGUAUCUACUGCCAGAGGAAUUUUAUCAGUAUCAGGGCAAUCAACAGCUUUCAAGGCUGCUGUUGUUUCAACAAAUAUAUUACCAAAAAACAACUUUCACACAUCAAAUUUAUGCUUUUCUGACAAAGCUCCUAUGACAAAAGCUCAAAUUGAAUCAAGAAUAAAAUUAGUUCUUGGAUGUUUUGAUAAAGUUAAAAAAACAGAUAUUUCCAUGGAUGACGAUCUUUUUAAAGAUUUGGGAUUAGAUUCUUUAGAUCAUGUUGAAUUGGUAUGUAGUCUUGAGGAGGAAUUUAAUUUUUCAAUUCCUGAGGGUAUAGCGGAUGAAUUUAAAACACCAAGAGAUAUCUUUCAAUUUAUUUGUGAUAAAGAAGAUGUUUUUGAAUAG